Molecule: messenger RNA, 1172 nt
Organism: Telopea speciosissima
Lineage: Eukaryota; Viridiplantae; Streptophyta; Magnoliopsida; Proteales; Proteaceae
Product: protein ALP1-like
Exons: 2
Coding region: 21-1172 (383 amino acids)
Source: RefSeq, a predicted model, not a curated record
CUUGUCUACAAGAGUUUCUGAUGGGACCAGCGAGUGGCAGAAAGAGAAGGAAGGUCAAGCCAGAUGCUUCUAUUUCUACUCCGGAGGAAGAGGAUACCACCGAUUGGUGGGACAAGUUCUCCAAGAGAAUUACUGGGACCUUGUCUUUGUCAGAGGGUUCUGAUAAAUUUAAAUCUUUUUUCAAGAUCUCAAGAGGUACCUUUGGAUACAUUUGUUCACUUGUGAAUGAAGACCUGCUGGCUAACAGUUCUGUUAGUAGAAAUGUCAAGCUCUUAUCUGUAUAUGAUCAAGUUGCUGUGGCUCUUAGAAGGUUAGGCUCUGGUGAUUCACUUUCAAGGAUUGGUGAGUCAUUGGGGUUGAGCCAAUCAACGGUUGGCCAAGUAACCUGGAGGUUUGUGGAGUCAAUGGAAGUGAGGGGACUUAAACACCUCAAAUGGCCUUCUACAGAAGAAGAGAUGAAACAAAUAAAAUCCAAGUUUAAGAGAAUUAAGGGCUUACCAAACUGUUGUGGUGUGAUUGAUAGCACUCACAUCAUGAUGCGUUUGCCCAAAUCUGACUCUAAUGAAGUAUGGUUUGAUUCUGAGAAGAAUCACAGCAUAGUCUUGCAAGCAAUUGUGGACCCAGAUAUGAGGAUCAGAGAUAUUUCCAUUGGAUGGCCUGGAAGCAUGAAUGCAUCUACAAUUCUUCAAAGUUCAGGCUUCUUCAACCUUUGUCAGAGAGAGAAAAGACUGAAUGGGAAGAAUAUAGAGCUUUCUGAUGGAUCACAAAUGAGGGAAUACAUAAUAGGAGAUGUGGGUUUUCCCCCGCUUCCAUGGCUCAUCACACCUUAUCAUGGGAAUGAGCUCUCAAAGAUAGAAGUUGAGUUCAACAAAAGUCACUCAGCAACCAAGAUGGUGGCAUUAAGAGCAUUGGCAAUGCUCAAGGAAAGAUGGAGGAUUGUUCAAAGAGUGAUGCUCAAACCUGAAAAAAAUAAAUUGCCAAGGAUGAUUUUUGUUUGUUGCUUGCUUCACAACAUUCUUAUUGAUCUAAAGGAUAAAGUCCAAGUCAAAAUACCCUCUUCUCACUACCAUGACAGUGGUUACCAACAGGAGUUUUGUAAAUCAGUUGACCAGAAUGCUUCUAUCGUUAGGGACAAGCUCUCUGUGUAUUUGGUUGGACGAUUAUCACCAUGA